Messenger RNA from Aspergillus ibericus CBS 121593, 1150 nucleotides. RefSeq lists its product as uncharacterized. The record is from RefSeq and is a predicted model, not a curated record. The coding region runs from base 42 to 698 and encodes 218 amino acids. The transcript is spliced from 4 exons. NCBI's taxonomy places the organism in Eukaryota, Fungi, Ascomycota, Eurotiomycetes, Eurotiales, Aspergillaceae.
GCAUCGCUGAUAGUUCCCCGCAUAUCCGGCAUCACCAACCCAUGUACGACGUCGUCGCUGACCUUGACAACUUCCCCUACCACCCCACCACCACCACCCUCCUACAAAACUACCACACCUUCCACGGAAACGGCAUCUCCUCCACCCUCGGCUACAUCCCUAACACCCUCAUCUUCACCUUCCCCUGGCCUAACAAUGUCUGGACUAUCGACUCCACCGCCUCCUCCAUUACCUUGAUGACAGUCCCCACCGCAACGGCAAGCACCCGCACGGCAACCCUAGAACCCACCAUCCGCCAGAUGGCAGAUAUGCAACUUUUCACCGGGUGGCGCGAUGAAACGUUCCCCAUCUAUGGAUUAAACGGGGAGGUGGUCCUGGAAAUCGAACGCGCUGCGAGUGCUCUCUUCGGUAUCGUUACGUACGGCGUGCAGAUGUUGUGCUAUACGGAAGAUAGCACAGGAGUAAAGCUCUGGAUCGCCAAGCGCUCAUCUCAGAAACAGACCUAUCCGGGCAUGUUGGAUACCACUGCCGCGGGGGGGAUUGAGUACGGGGAUGUUACCCCGGGAGGUGAUUAUGCGGGAAGCGACGGAGGAGGCCUCCAUUCCGAUGGAGGGGUUGGAGAGAGGGGUAAGAUUUGUGGAUCGGAUUUCGUAUUUUCAUGUCAAAGGGGGAAUGAGGGAGGGGUUCUUGCAGCCUGAGGUGGAGUAUUUGUUUGAGUUGAAAAUGGAGGCAGGGAUGGUCCCAAUGCCGACGGAUGACGAGAGGUUGAGGAUUUUCGACUGUGGAGGACAGAGCAGGUUCUGGAGGCGUUGGCGAGGGGGGAGUUUAAGCCGAAUAGUGCGGUGGUGGUGGUGGUGGUGGACUUUCUGCUGAGACGGGGGUUGUUGGGGGAUGAUGCGGAGGGGAUUCAGGAACGGCUGCAUCGGAGGUUGCCCUUGCCGGUGGUGGAUCAUGGAAUUGUGAGAGGAUGAUGUUCAUGGUGGCGAUGAUAGGGCAGCCAGAUGACUGGGGUAAUGAGUCCAUCCAUGCACCCGGGUUAGGGUUUCAAGAUGGAUCCCUUUCCUACAGGCAUUGACCUGGGACAUUCAAGCAUAUGGUCCAUCAGAAUUAAGUACUUUUUUCUAACCCGAAAUCUAUGUAUAUCCUCAUC